Megachile rotundata (alfalfa leafcutting bee) is the source of this 6414-nucleotide messenger RNA. RefSeq names its product cyclin D (gene CycD). The record is from RefSeq and is a predicted model, not a curated record. Lineage: Eukaryota; Metazoa; Arthropoda; Insecta; Hymenoptera; Megachilidae.
GGCAUUCUGACCUGGUAAGUCGCCAGUGUCGGAUCGUGAGAAAAGUGAGUGCGACAGGCUAGGCUACCUACGCCAGGACAUUUAAAUCGACCGUGAGCAGACAUCGGCUGCAAAAGGAAACGGUUUCAACGCGUACACCGGCCGCCCAGCUUAUCGCAACAAUUGUGGACAUAACUCGCGCACGACACUAGCCGACGAUACACGAACGGGCCCGAAUAAUUUCUACGCUUAUUUAUUAGAAUCCUAACGUCCCACGAUCCUUCGUGAACGAUCGCUCUUUAUUCGGUGUGUAUCGUUGCCCGCUUUUUUUUUAUUAUUUUGAAACCGCGAGAGGCAGCUCCGAAGACUACGAGAAAGAUAGGAACGUAUUAAACGGGAAAGAUAGUGUUGUGUACCUCCGGUUUUUUUCUCAUCCCGUGUCGUAUCUAAUAUAUUGUUUUUCGCGUAAACGGCCUUUAGGUGAGUGAUAUUUUGGAGUCAUCGUCCGAAGCCAAGGUCCCCCUUGUUAGUACACGCGUGUAUACACCCGUAAAUACGCGUGUGUAUAUGUAUGUUAUUUAGUGAAGUGUUGAGUGUCCCGGUCGCGCGAAUUCGUGUGAACUUCUGUCUGUAUCUUUACGAUCGAUUCGUGCAUGCUCUGUCUGGUCGCGGCGGCGAAAAACGGUUUGGCAACGUGGCGCGUGAAUAAAAGUGACACCGCGACGGCGACGUCGACGACGACGACGACGGCUGCGAGAGAAGAAACGGGGGAAAAACACGAACGUUCAGGAAACAAAAAACAGCCGAUCUGACAGCGUCGUUCGAAUUGACAGAAACGGAAUUGUACGCCGAGAGGAUCGUUGUUCGUCGACGAGAGGCUGUGCCGUUGUCGCGUUCUCUAGAGGUUAGAAACGCCACGGGACCAUGGAUUUGCUUUGCUGCGAGACCACCGAGACAGAGUGCAGAGCCUAUGCCGAUCCAGCUCUACUUGGCGACGACCGUGUGUUGCAAAAUCUGCUGAAAACCGAGGAGAGAUAUGCGCCGAGCAGUUCUUACUUCGAGUGCGUGCAGAGGGACAUCUCGCCGCUCAUGCGCAAGAUCGUCGCAGAGUGGAUGUUGGAGGUAUGCGAGGAGCAGAAAUGCCAGGACGAGGUCUUUCCCCUUUCGAUGAACUACGUCGACAGGUUCCUUUCGAUUUGCCCGAUCAGGAAGUCGCAGCUGCAGCUGCUCGGAACCGCUUGCCUUCUUCUCGCCUCGAAAUUGCGAGAACCAUCACCACUCACCGCUGAGGUGUUAGUUUUCUACACGGAUAACUCUAUCACCAUGGACGACUUGUGGAGGUGGGAACAACUGGUCGUCUCGAAGCUGAAAUGGGAAUUAUCUGCGGUGACACCAGGUGACUUCCUGAUGCACAUCCUGAGCAGACUGCCCGUGCCCGGAAGCUGGGACCCGGUGAUGGUCAGGAGGCACGCGCAGACUUUCAUCGCCCUCAGCGCCAGAGGACUAUCUCCAGGGUUGCCUGGAGCAGAUCGAGGAGAUGGUUUCGGAAGCUGUGGGUCCGAAUGGCGGUGGAAACAGCCAUCAGGCGUCCGACAUGUCGAUCUCGGCGCCCCAGAAGCCUCUGGGGGACGACAUGACCAGCCAGGAGAAGAUCCUGGAACACGAGAAGGCGGGCACCCCAACCGAUGUGAGGGACGUCCAUUUUUGAGAGACGCCGCUGAGGGAAACUCUGGCCAGGGUGACUCUCUGCUAAACCUGGAGGCCGAGGAGCAAGGGUUAGCCAGCAGCGACGAGGACGCUGAGGGACCUACGGCCAAAAAACGAAUCAAGAUGAACGAAGAGGAAACGCCUGACCGAGCAGAUCCGCGACAAGAGGACUCUUGAAAGAGAAAACGAUCAAAUUCUGCUCGUACGGAUCGUUUGCCUUCGUCUCGAUAAACUGAAUGGCCUCCAGAAGAGAGUGUCCUGGGGAGGCCCUCAACGGAAAGCGUUCUCGUAGAAAUUCAGUCAAAGGGGACAUUUAUGGACAUUUUUCUUACGCUACUUGGAACCGAGGAUACACUCCGCUCCAAAGAGUGAUUUUUCGAGUCAGGAGAUUGUCUCUCCGCUCACCAGGGACCCCGAUGAUUCUUUCUUUUUGUUUCUUCUUUUCUCUUAGUCUCGAGAUCGAACUAUGUACGUACGAAUAAGCUGUUGUAGUUUUUAAACCGGGAAGCGAACGACUGCUGAAACUGAUCCGGGACUAUAUUUUGCUUCCCGCGUGCGAGAAACAGAGUUUUUUUUGUUUUACACGAUGUGGAAAGGUCGGACGGCGUAAACGAGAGGGCCCGAUUUCCCGGGGCCCCUUUUUGUUAUUUAGUUGUACGCGUUUUUAUUCGAAAGAUGCGACCGAUCCUCGCGGUCGGUAUCGGUUUUGUUCUCUCGAGACACUGCGUUGUCUCGAAUCAUGAUCUUAGACUUUCCAGAGACUUCUUUUUGUUUUAUUUUCUUUUUGUUCGUUUCGAAUGACGAUACGGGAGAUGCGCGAAAGAAGGUCGGAAACUUGUCGAAGUUUCUUCGUUCGAGCGUUGAUCGCUGUUUUAACCCUCUGUGUGUGUGUUUUUUUUUCUUUUUUGUUAAUUUAAUGCGAGGAGAGAUACAAUUCGUCGUUUGAAUGAUGUUAACACAGGGUGAGACCUGAGAAACUCAGGCUAUUUUCGACUCUCCGAGCGAUUACGACAUUAAAUUCCGUGGAACUUUCACGUUAAUGUCGGCUCGCUUUCGAACGAUCUCGAUAUGCAGAAUGCGAGAGAUAACAGAGGGUUAUUAAUUUCAGUGUUAAAUUCCACGAAGAAAAACAAAAAGGAGGUACGUCGAAAUCUAAGGUCGUUUGUAUGCGCGAAAAUGCGAGGAUAAAAAAUGAAACAAAUUAUAAAAAUGAUUGUAAAUCGUUUGAAAAGCGUCUCUUCGUUAACGGUGUGUCCGUGAAAUCGCGAAAGAUUUUAAUGCACGAAGUUCAGCGACCACGAAAAGGAAGAACGAAGAAAUCAAGAUGGCGGAAAUAGCUGAAGAGACCGGAAGGCGGCGUGCUGUUGGGGGAAGGCAAUGCAAUACGCUUUACGCAUCUAUUUCGUAAUAGAAUUAUACACUUAAUUUUUAGCCGGACGACGAAACUACCACGCCAGAGAAUGUUAUAACGAAAGUUUAAAUAGGGGAGUUUGAGAAUAACGAGAAAUGCGGAUUAUAGCUCCUCCGUGAGACUAAACGAGAUAGGGAUAUAUAAAAGAGAGGACCGGAAAGAAAGGGAAGAAAUGCACAUAGUCAUGUCGAGUCACUUAGUGUUUUGUACAUAGGUAUACAUACGAAAAAAAUGAGUAUAUAUAUAUAUGGUACACAAAAUGUGUGUGAGUGUGCGCGUGUAUGCGUGAGGGAGAGAUUUUGGUGUAAAGAAAACGCGGAAAAGUGUUGCAUGUGAAUUAAGGUUCGUUUAUAUCAUCUGUUCAGACACGAAACGUUUAUGAGUUUCUUUCUGACCAUAAGGGUGUUUAUACUAUGGUCACUGUCAAUUUCUUUGACAAUUUGAUACUGCCAAUUUGUUUGUUCGUGUUUGUUUGAGGGAAAUACAGUUACAGCAACAAACAGAAUACUAUUUCAAAGUUGAAAGAACUGAAUGUAAUACAUGUAUCAACACAUAGCAUAUCUAAACCAGUUUACUAGUUUGUAGUUUAUAAUCUCCAUCUAUUUAUUUAUAAGCAGCUUGAACUGAACCAUGCAAAAGUAGAAGUUUCAUUAAUUAACCAAGUAUACUUAUGAAAGAUCCAAGAGAAAUGUCAGAAUGUAAUGGAUAUUGAAACAUAGCUGAUUCAACUAUAUUUGUAUUUUUUUAUUUAUAAUAAUCUUUACGUGAAUGGAGCCGUUUCUUGUCUGAAUGGAUAAUAUAAAUGAACCUUUAUUAUUGCGUACGCGUGUAUGCGUAUAAAAAGAGAAACAAAAACAAUGUUUUAGAUUGAUAGAAUGUAGUUCCCUUUUUUGUAUUUACGCUACGUUAAUUGUUUAUCCAAAUGAGUUUUCCCGAGGGCUGUGGCGCGACCCGUCGCGUAUUCCAGUCGGUUCCUAAGAUCGGUUGUGCCAGCCCACAAUGCGCGAUUAAACGCACGAAACGCGGUGUAUGAAUGUGUAUAUGUGUGGGUGCGUGUACACUCUUGUGUGUCGGAGUUAUCGUCUUGUGAAAAUGGGGAAAAGAAAUGAUUGUAUAAAGAAUCGGUUUCGAAAUGCGUGAUCAAUUCGUAAAUUUGUAGAUAUUUGAUACUUACGAUUAGAAUUAUCUUUCUAAUUUUAUGAAUAGAUGGAACUAGGUGGUAGAUGUUUGUGCAGUGCUUUGCAAAGUACUUCUGCAAAAUAUUGAGAUGCACAAUUCACAGAUUUAUGUAUACUUCGCAUUUUAUAAAUGCAUAAACAUCUACAAUCAAGAUAUUAAUUUCAAAGAAUGAUUCAAGUUAAUAUAUUCACUGUCACAUCGUAUACAGACGAUGCUUGAAUUUUCAUAGGAAUUCAUCAUCCGUAUUCUUUCACUUACAUAAAGAUACCUGUAUUAGGUAUCAUAACAUUACUAUUGGAAAAAGAAUGGACAAAAUUUGUUAAGAGUAAAAUACAUUUUGAUGUUUUAAAAGAAAGGCAAUAUUUGUUCCAUGAGAAGAGAUUUAAUUCUACUAUAUGGAUAAUACCAAAACAAUUUCUAUCAGAAUAGUUAUUUUAUUUUUAAAUGCUUUACUAUUUGAAUAUUUUCUUUUGAUAACAUUUGGUAUUUUCUUAAAACGUUUGCUACCUGAAUUCACUUACAAUUUAAUAUUCAAUAUUUGUAUAUUAUACUAUUUUUAAGAUUACGAUACAGUUUUCAUCUGUUCUAUUACACACAAAACAAUUAAUUAUCAUCUCAGACAUAUAUGUGAAUUUUGUAACAAACGUUUAAUAGCAAUUUGUAUAAUCUUUAUCUGACUACACCUUUAUACUUUAUGACUUUGUACAUUCAGCAUAUCAAGGAACUUAUUUUUGAAUAAUUUAUGAAUUUCUUAUAUUACUCUUCUUAUGGAACAAAAUCACUAAACAAAACCAAGUGCAAUUGUAAACUCUUAAAAAUGGUCAAUAACAUUUUUUAAGCAAAAUACAAACUUUUGCUCAAUUUUUCCAACAUUGGAAACCAAUUUUUAGAAUCAAUAUCCAAAGAAUUAUUUAAAAUAUAUUACAAGAUCUUGAAAGCUCAAUUAUAGAAGUAAAAGAGAUGUGUAGAAUGGUUUUGAUUGUCAGUUUGAUAAUCUUUCUCUAGAAUGAAUUUCUUUCUUUACUUCUUUUUCGAAACCAAUGCUGUACACACGCUCUUUCCCCAUAAAUCGCGGCUGUACAUAUGUAGGUAAGCUAUACGAGGCGUACGAUCAAGAGUAAUCACGUAAUCCGUGUAAGAUAUUGCGACAAAUAAGAUGGCAAAAUAAAAUCGAGAACCGAAAGAGAACGUUAUAAGGGAGCUUAAUUAAAGCGGACGUAUUCGAAAAAAUACAACUUUUUCAGUGCUGUGACAUAAUGUUCAAGGCGUAUUUGUACUACCUUCAAAACUCUUAAAGUUGCGAUUACAUAAAAUUUGUACAACUAUUUUUUCAAGAUUCUAAUUUUUUAUUGUCAACUUUUGGAAUGCUCGUUUAUACUGAUUCUUUUUACAUUGAUUCAUUUGUAUUCGUUUUGAUAAAGUAUUUGCACGCAGUCUAUUUAUACUAAUUUUAAUUCAGGUUUUUUUAACUUUUUAAUGUACUGUAAAUUACAAACUAUGACGUAACUAGAACAAAGCUUCCUAUUUUUGUUUUUGACAUUUUAUAUAAAACAUAACCAAUUUGCCAACAGAAAAAGAAUUUUCAAAUUUGAAAAUUUCUGAUAUGAGUUACGCCAAUGGUUAUAGAGAAAGAAUUUUAUAACGUAAAAGCCACUCGAGAAGAUGAAUAGUACAAAAUAAAGUAAACCGCUCGAAUAAUUAGGCCAAAGUCCGAAUGUUAUAUUUCUUAAAAAUUAAUUGCAUUCGAAAUCAGAGUUACGAUUUUCAGUGAUGAAAAUGAGUCAAAAAAAAUAAAUGCGUACCUUUCGAAAAUGUUAAAAAUAUAACCUCAAAAGCGACUGGAAGAAAAAGUCAUGAAAGAAUACGUCAAAAAUUUGCAGCACCGAGAGAGUUCGCCUCCACUGCUAUCGUUCGAUCAAAUUAUACUACAGCAUUUAUAUAAUCGUACCCUUGUCCUGACCGUGAAAAAGCAUUUAACAUUUACCGUAUGUACCCGUUCUAGAUCGCAAAAUAAUAAUACAGUAGAAUUAUAUACGUAUAUAAACUGAAGUACAGAAAAAACAAGAAUCAUUUAAAAAAAUAAUAUCGUUGUAAAUCGAACGACAGAGGUCGAGGCAACGUCCGAGCAUCAUCCAAAA